UUGCCCGCCCCCGCCCCCCUCCGGCGCAGUUUUUCGCAUGACGCAACGGUUGGAGCCGGAGGAAGAAGGCGUUCGCGAGCCGCGGGAGCCGCCGCCAUUUUGUGCGUGCGUUUGUGAGGCGAAGCGGGUGGGCUGAGAGAGAAAUAGACGGAGGAAAAGCGGCUUGGCGGAGGAAAACGGCGGCGGCCUGCGAAGCUUCCUGCUUGACGAGGACGCGGCGGCGCGGAGGAUGAGCCAGAAGAGGCCGGCAAGGGAGUAGCAGCGGGCACCGGCGACAUCGACAGCCGCAGGGGCGGGAGAGAGGCGCUUAGUGUGUGUGUGAGGGGGGGAGAAAAAGCAAAGAGAGAGUGAGGGGGUCGGCCUGUGUCCCCCCCUUCCUUUUUCUCUUCUCCGGAGGGGCUCGCCCGUUCCCCCCGCGCGGCCUCUGGCGUGUGGGGGACGAGAGAAUAAUGUCGGGCGGCGGCGGCUCCAGUAGCAGCAGCUCCAGCAGCAGCUCCAGCGCGGCCUCGGAGGGGCCCGUGGGCGGCGGCGGCGGCGGCGGCAGCAGCGGGGAAGACGCCUGCCGCGACUACCAGUCUUCGCUCGAGGACCUGACCUUCAACAGCAAGCCGCACAUCAACAUGCUGACCAUCCUGGCCGAGGAGAACGUGCAACACGCCAAGGACAUCGUCUCGCUGAUCGAGGCGCAAGUCGCCAAGGUUUUUAUACACUCUACGCCGAAUACGCUCUCUCUACCUACCCCCACCCCCUCUACCUACCUACCUAGCUACUUAACCUACCCACCCAAGGCUCCUGCCAUAGCUCUAGGGCCAGAUCUCAGCAAAAAACCCAACCCCACCCCCACCCCGCAAACAAACACACCGCCAUAUUAUUUUUCUAGACCUCGUGUGUGUGUGUGUGUCGUGUGUAUGAGAGGAUAGAGUUCAGGGAUUUCCCCCCCCCCCCCGGGGUUAGUGGCGAAAAUGGGAAGGGGAAGGCAUACUAGGGAUCAGGCCUAGGAAGGAAAAGCAGUGGGGGGAGGGGUGGUUGGGUAUGUUGCGGGAGGGGAAGGAAGUCAACGGCCUAUGGCUGUUGGGGGGGUACAGCCAACCUUAGUAGUAUUUAUUAUACCUUAGAGAAGGAAAGGUCAGAGGAAGGGUGGUUGUUUUUUUGUUUUCUGCGGGAGGGCGAGUUUAUUUACUCACGCGCAUUUUAAGAGCAUAUGACGAUCCCGUGGUGUUUUCUUUAGCCCAAGUACCUCCCUCGAAAAGAGGCUGCAGUAAAUAAAAAAUUGGCUCUAAAUUUUUUGCAAAUAAAGCCAAUAGUAAAAGCUUUAUUCUAGAAGUCGGAGUGGGGAGGGGAAAACCCACUCUAGUAUAGGCUAAAGGCAGGUGAACGUGUCAGCCGUAGAUCCUGGGGGGUGGGUUAUGGUGGGGAGAGCUCUUGAUCUAGUCGGAUUGGGGGAGCUGCAAGGAAGUGCUUGGGGGUAACAUGAAGGUGGCUUUGGGAUUAGGAUCAGAUAGUGGACAGUCUGGGCAUUUUGAAAUUGUGGCAAAGGGAAUCCCUCCCAGCUUUGGGAAGAAAGAUAGGGCAUGGGUUUUGAGGAAGGCAGCAUUAGAAAGGUAGGAAAAGAUCUAGGUGGAGCUGGAUUGAAACAGAAGGAAAUAUUAGCUGAACGUAAAGAGGAAUAUUGAUAAAUGGGGGGGUAGGGAUGUGAAAAGACAGUGAAGCAUAAGGUAAAGCCUUCUUCGGAAUAUGGGGAAAUGAAACAGCCUGGUAGAGGGAAGUCAGGUGUGUGUGUGUGUGGGAGUGCCAGCUGUUUAUUGGCAGUAGCAGAGAGUGCAAGGAAAUCUGGAAGAGCACCACAAAUUUGAAUGUAAGGCCUGAUUCCCUUCCCUAUCCCCCUCAAGCAGUUCAGGAAAUGUUUGUUGGGUUUCACAACAUGGCGGCCUGGCAGUGACUGUGCAGCGAUAGCCGUGCUUUGCCCUGCAGUUUGUGCCUCCACAAGUAACAUGUUUCAACCUUAGUUCAAGUUAGCUGCACCACAAUAUUUUGUCAUUUUUCUUAAUCGUUUAGCAGUAAUCAGGCUAAAGGAGAUAAGGCUUUACAAUCAAGGAUUCCUUUAUAUCACAUAAGCCCCCUUUAUUUUAUUCUUUUGAAAUAGAUGAUGUUGGGGUGCUCCUGAAUUGCUCUGAGUAAUAGAGGUGUGCCAAAUUAGAAGGAUGCAUGUGCCUGUGUGUAUGAUCCACUCCUUGUUAGAGCAGCCCAUUCAUUAAGGCAGGGAAACAAGUGUUCCACCCUGUCUGAAGGAACCGCAGCUGCCUGUACAAUCCCAACAUGGCGCCAGUGAGGCAUAUUAUACAAAAAGAAAGAGUAGACUCCCAAUCCAGUCAUUUUCUGAUAGAAGUCAGCUGGCUACAUGUGGUUUAGGAUUUAUAACACCUUUUCCCUGGGGGGCCCCUUUCAAACCUCAUUUUAAAUAGUGAUAGAGUAACAUCCCUAUUCCAGUUAAUCUCAGUUAUUGCUCAUCUUCCUCUCCCUCCCACCUCCCUUGGCUUCUUCUAGGUUACUGGGCUUUUUAAUUGCUAAUUUAAUCAGGGGUUUAAGAUGAUUUAAAAGUAAAGUAAAAUUUAAAGGUCUAAUAGGGAAGGCUGUUUAAAAUGUAGGUUGGUUAACUACAUCGUAUUCUCCAGACACUUUCCCAUACUUAUUCUUAAUGUUUUCGGUUUCUCUGUUCAUGACUGGAACUAGGUAACACACUAUCAAUUCCAGUACUGUUAUCUUAGAGUGGGGUGAGGGUGGUUACAUACCCCUUAAGUGUAUUUAAAGAUAUCUACAACCUGUGCUUCUAAUUAGAUUUGCCUAGCUGUCAUUAGUGGCCAGGAUGAAACAAGAGAUUUGAGUUCUCUGAAAACCACUUUUGAAGGAAAGUGUUGUCUGGGGACAGUUUCUAUUUAGUGUAAACCAGAGUGGUUUUUAUUACAUUUUUAAAUAAAUGACUUUGAAAUGUGUGACUGGUAUUCCUAAAAUGUAAAUAAAAUGUAUGAAAUAUGUAUUUGUCUUUUUAUUUACCGGGUGUAGUGCAGAAUCUGUUUCCAAGUGUUAAAUUAUUCUACGGCCUGGGUACAAUGGAGUUAUGAGGAAGGCUCAACCUUUGGUGAAGUCCAUCAAAAAUACACAGACCCACACAUUAUCAACACUCAUUUAUGACGUUUGAAGGAGUGCAGCAAGCAUUCUUUUGCAAACUCUGGGCAUGGUUUCACUGCAGAUAGGCUUGAGGUUAAUUUACCUUCAGUUUCUUAGUGGUUUGUGUUGCCUUCCUGCCUUCUGCAACUGCUGGAUAAUCUCUAACUUGGGUUUGUCUCUAUUUGAGGGGUGGACCUCCAACAUCCCACUGCGCUUUCUUUUAGAGACUAAUGGGGAAGUAUGGUAACUGAAGUAUGGUUCGCAAAAGUGGCAUUCAAUUCGUUAAAAGGUGGGGGUUGCUUCCUAAUUCCUAAAACCAGAUCCUGUUACAGGCUUGCUGCCUUAUUUCACUAUAGCUUCACAUGUUGUUUUCACACCACGUGUGAGCAUAUGAUGACAUAUUAUACAUAUGCAGCAGUUUUGCUGUUCAUAUUUAAAGAUGGAAAAUAGAACAUAACUUUUGGGAAUAAGAACUUUAAAGUCAGCUGUGUUUCCUUGCUAGCUGUCAUUGGAAGUCUGAGGAUAACACAUACGGGGUUUUAAAAAGGAUACAGGUGUCCCAUGUGCCUUCCCAAGCCCUAUUGUAGCGCGUAAAAUCAGAUCUCUAUGUACAUAGCCCAGUUUUCAUUUCCAAGCUGUUGGGGAGUUAAUCCUUACAUGCCCUGUAUGCCUUGUCUGGUGGUCUUGUGUUUCAUAUGAAGGCAUACUUCCCUCCAUUAUUAUUUUGUCACUAUAUGCAAUUUGGUAGAGGCCCCACCUGGUUGAAGACUUACUGGUAUAAUUCUCCCUUGAAGCAAAUUUCAGAUGAAAUGGUUUCCAUAUCUUUGGGCAUAAAAAACUCAAAGCCACACAUUUUAAGGGUGCAGAUAAAUCAAGGGUGGUUCAGGUUUUCUCACAAUUUAAAAAAUAAGUUGCCAGAGUUUUCUGCAAAUUUCUUCACAAUUUAGUGGGGAAAAUGCUAGUUUUAAGGACAGGCAAGGACAAUAUCAUUUGGACAAUGGAAUUUUUACAGUUAUUGCAGACCCUGUGAGUUGCCAGAUGUUAAACUGCACAGAAAUACUAGCUUUUUUUCUUAAGAGUUGUUGGGUGGUAAAUGGGAAUUAAGUUACCCCUGUUGAAACGGAAGACAGUUAAUAAGCAAUUAUCCUUCCCAACAAGUCUUUAUAAAUACACGUUGAUGCUUUCUGGAAGCUUGCUGCCAUUUCCUGAUAUGGAUGAGACAUUAACAUUCAUUUUGAACAGAACUUGAGAAGGCUUCCAUUUUCUUUGGACAUGCAGCCACAACGGCACACAGUUUGCGCUGCACGGACUUGGGGCCCGUCUUAUGUAUGGCGAAAAAAUCCAACUUGGCUCCUUGGGCAUUGAAGAGUGUCCAGACUUGAAGACUGCCUUCCGUGCCAGUCUUUGGUUCCAGUUAUAAUCCCGACUAUUCAACACCAUAGCUUCAUUAUGGAUUUAUACUCUUCUUUUUUUGGCUCGGGUUGGAUGGUUUGAAUAUAGCUUUGAGAGCAUCUGAGUCGAAUUGCUUCAACUGGUCAGACUUGGUGACAUAGCAUUUUUUCUGGAUUGCAGCAAAGUAACUUCCAGAUAUGGCUCACUCAGACAUCGGUAUUCACCAUUGGUCCAUGUGCUUGGAAUCCCCCCUAUUUAUGGGACUUGCAAAUCUUUUAAGUUAUUCCAUGUCCUUCCUUCUAGAGAUCCCAGCAGAAGCUAGUGUGUGUUUAAAUAGAGUAUAGUAUGGUUGGUUUGGAUACCCCUAACCAUAACAUGGGCCAGUUCUUUCUGCCAUUGCAGAGGUUGAGUAUCCCCUCCUCUUAAAAAAAAACACUCUACCAAAUAGAGCUAAACUCUUUGGGGGGCGGUGCGGUGUUGAGCUUGUUAGCUUAUGAAAACAACCUUUUACACAAUAAUUGUUCCAAAAUAAAGAUAUGGUGGGUUGGGGAAUGGUAACUCUAAAUUAAAAGAGAAAUCAACAUGUUUUUGUUUUAACUAAAAGUCUCAAGUUUUCUUCUUAUUACUCCAGGCUCCUUCUAAUGAGAAACUUCCUGUUAUGUACCUUAUGGACUCCAUUGUCAAGAAUGUUGGGAGAGAAUAUCUUGCUGCGUUUACUAAAAACCUAGUUGCAACAUUUGUUAAUGUGUUUGAAAAGGUAUAUAUACAUAUAUAUGUGCUUUUAUAAUCGUUUUCAAAAUUGUUGCUGUAUAAAUAAAUAACUUGACACUCAGUCUUGGGUUUUCUUGGGUACUAAGUGCAAAGAAUGCAGUAGGACCUUUCAUAUUUAGACUAUUCACACUCCAGUUAUAUUAAGAAAACAAGGUUUUAAAAAAGUGUAGCAGUACAUAGUUGGAAAUGUGUAGAGCAUAUCCAGAGUGAGAAGGCCUGUAUUAGAAAACUGUUUGAUCUUUAGCUCUGCCAUUUAUUACAAUGCUGAACUUUUCAUGCAUAAGAUAUUUUAGCCUUGCAGAGAAAUCAGUGACCUUGUGUGUGUUUGCAUACACUCUUAACACUUGUCGUUUUGAUUAUACAAUACGUUAUGUUUUCAUUCAUUUAUAGUAGUGUAUGCAAACAUUAGAUACUUAAAUGGAACCUGCCUGCCAAGAGUUCUGAAAGUUUAUAUUUUGAUAAUGAGCACCUUUCAUUAUCUGACUCCCAACCUUUUCACUUCUGCAGUCUUUUUAUGUUUCACUUUAAUUUCUGAGCAAUUGCUUGUGGCUGGGAUUUCUCAAACUGGGUUGGCCAGAGGAUUGGGGUGAUUUAAAAAAAAAAUACAGAAUGCAUAUUUAUAAUUUUUAUGUGAACAGUUUUACAUAAAUCAUUAAAGGAAAUAAGAAUAUGCCACUUGAAUUAAUUAGCGUUCCCCAGUGCUGUUUAAUAAAGGGUUGGAAUUGCUCAAAACAAUUGGAUUAGUGCUUGCUUCCCUUUAUCAAGUUUUGUUUAAUCUUAAAUCUCUUAAUGAUACUAAUAAAAAUUGAGACAAACCCUUGUGACCCUGUUUAAGCCAUACAUACUUUCUGACUGGUAGUAUGGAGCUUUAGCUGGAGAAGAAUUAAUAUAUUUUGAGACAAGAUUGAGCUAUUUAACAGCCUAAUCUUAGGCAUUUUUGCUCAGUAUAUUUCAGCUUCAGGAUUUGCUUGGGAGUAAGUGCAUAAGAUUGUAUCAACGCAGUAGUCACUGAAUUGCCUGUAUUGGAUUUAUAUCUUUACCAGGAAUAGUAGAUGCAGUAUGAAAACAUUGGGAAAUGAAAAUUAUCUGCAUAUUAUACUAUUGAACUUGUUCUGUGAACUGCCUUGAUGGUUGAGUUGGGAUAAUACAAAAUGUAAAAAUAAAAAGAUACCAUGGCUGUGUCUAUAACACAUGUGGAGGGUUUACUGUUUUCAAAUGUAUAUGGUACUGUGCAAAUCACAAUAUGUUGGACCUGGGGGCAAGUACAUCACGGUACUGGCAGAAGCUGACUUCUAUGUCGAGAAAAUACUCCAAUGAGGGUCAAGGAACCCUGCUGAAUGGGAUAGGUUGUUCACAGGGGAUUGAAGAAAUACGGUUAAGCCCACCUCAUUCAGCGUGAUUCCCUAACCCAUAGCAUUUUAAGGAAAUCGGCUGCUGCUAGUUCUGUUAUGUGUGCUUAUCUCUUAAUCCAUCCCGUUACAUGGAGGCCCACAGUCCAUCGUUCACCUGUGUGCACCUGAUUUCUACUAAUUUCAGUGGCACUUCAGUACACACAAAUGAGCAGGAGUACAGCUUUAGAACACAGUAUCUGGUCUUGAGUUGUAGAAAGAAGCAUAACAAAUGUUUUAUUAACUUAACAAGCCAUAGAAUUGUUCUGUUCUUCUUAGGUGGAUGAAAAUACUAGGAAAAGUUUAUUUAAAUUGCGUUCCACGUGGGAUGAAAUUUUCCCUUUGAAGAAACUCUAUGCCCUUGAUGUCCGGGUGAAUUCAGUAGACCCUGCUUGGCCAAUUAAACCUCUACCCCCUAAUGUGAAUACUUCUAGCAUCCAUGUGAAUCCUAAGUUUUUAAAUAAAUCGGUAAGUUUCGACAACUAAAUGCUGCUUUAAACUAUGUUUAUAUGCGUUUGUGUUCAGGCCUUUGAAUUUCGCAUGCUUUGAGGUGACAAGAAAGGACUGGUAGUUAUGGUAGGGAUUGUACUUUCAAAACAUAAAUGAGGUGAAAGCAUUAAACUUACGUUAAAAGUCUGACAUUACUUAUGCAUUCUAAUUUAAAUGUACAAAAAUGAAGAAUUUUAAAACAAUGGAACAUUUCUAGCUUUGAGUUAACUGCUGGUUGCUUUGCCCCACAAAUAAGAAUCGUGUUCUUUACCAUUUUCUUGGUAGCCUGAGGAACCACCUGCACCUAGCCCUGCAGUCUGUCCUCCUCCUGUGUCCUGUUCUGCUGUGUCCGCUACUCCAGUUGUUCCUGAAAUACAAAAGAAUUUGACUCAAGAGCAGCUAAUAAGACAACAGCUACUAGCAAAACAAAAACAGUUGUUAGAACUUCAACAGAAAAAAUUAGAACUGGAACUAGAGCAGACUAAAGCACAGCUGGUGAGUAGGAUAGAAAUGACUGCUGUAGCAUGUCGGCAAGCAAAGCAAAACAUGACCAGUGUUUGUCACUAGCCCAUUUCAGUUGUCUUUAUUUGGUGGAGCCUUUGUUAAGACUAUUAAAUUUGAUUGAUCUGUGGGGCAAGCCGCAAUACAGAUUGUAACCUUUCUUUCAUACGCUCAACAAGUUAAUAAAAAUAGGAAUAGGUUUUUCUACCAUGUUUUGAGGUUAUCAUUAAUUUGGACACAUGGUUUAGCGCCCUCCACAAAAUUCACAUCAGUCCCAGCCAGCAUAGCCAAUGGCAAGGGAGGCUGAGAGUUGUAGUGUAGCAACACCUUCAUGGAAUCAUAAGGGUUGGAAGGUACCCAAGGGUCAUCUAGACCAACCCCCUGCAAUUCAGGAAUCUCAGUUAAAGCAUCCAUGACAGAUAGCCAUUCAACCUUGAGGACACAAUGUUUACUACCUCUAUUGUCAUGGUAAAACGUAUAUGUUGCACUUGGUCCGUGAAUCGCACUUCCGUGUAUAGCAAAUUCCACACCCCUGGCUGUUGUUUAGUAGAACCCAGGGCUUGAGAUUGGGACCAUCACAUUGUGAGUUUUCUUCCAUGCAAGUGAAAAGCAUUGACAUCAAAUACAUGACCAUGGGAGAGGUUUGAUACCCCACAGGUAUUUAUUACCGUAGCAAGUGUCACGUAUAGACUAGCUCACAAGUAACCACAAAGGGUUUUCUUCCGGAAUCAAUUUGUGUGUGGUGUCAUAUUUUGUGAUGUGUUAAUCGUUCAUGGUUUGCUUGCGGUGUAAACCUGCAGCCCUCCAGAUGCUGUUGGACUCCAAGUCUCAUCAGCCUCAAGCCAGCAUUGCCAAUGCUCAGGAAUGGUAGGAGUUGUAGUCUCAAUAUCUGGAGGGCCACAUGUUCCCUGCCAUCCCUGUUUUGAAGACAGGAUUGCAGAGCAUGUUCUAAUGUCAAGAGGUUUCUAUACUAUGCUUAUGUCGGCUACAGAAAUACCGUUUAUGCCCUUUAAGUAUAAUUUAUCAAAAAACUAAAAUGGUUUAAAAAUACGUAUAUUGGAAAUACUGCAUAAUUUUCCAUAAUUUUAUAGGGCAAUGGACGUUUAUUGAUUCAUACCUUGUAAUUAUUGACCUUCAGUUGAAGGAACCUAAAAUACCCUUACAAUCUGAGAUAGGAAAUGAUUAGUAUAUUCUUUAACACAUUCACAGACAUCAUGAGUAUUGCAAGAAAAUUCUAAAAUAGAGAGGCUUAUCCAAAAAGCUAGUAACUUAUAUGCCUUUUAUUGCAAGUUCUCUUUUCUAUAUAAUUAGAACUCAAGAAUUAGUCCAUACUUUCAAACCUAUCCUUGAAUUUUUAUGCUGUACAGUAGGUAAGGUUUUUUAAGUGCUACUGUUGUAAAUACUUGCUCCUUUUUUAUUACCUUAUGUUUCAGGCGGUUUCUCUUAGUGGUCAGCAAAGUGGAUCCAGCUUGAGUCAAGCAUCUGUGAAGCCACAUGUUCCACAACCAUCUCACAUGCCAGUUAAAGCUCCUCAUCAAGUUUGUCUGCCACCUGAAAAAACCCGUCUCUCUCCACUCCAUGAUGUCAAAACGGCCAACAGAGAUCCUCGUCUUAAUAGAACAAGUCAACAUUCUUCCCAUUCUAAAGAUCAAAGUCAUAGGAAAGAUUUUACAGUUAGUCCAGUCAAUCAGGCUGAUCCAAAGGUCAGCAAAACACUACAGGCUGAAAAACAAAGUACAUCAAAGCAAGAAAGACAAAAACAGAAUGAGAAAUCUCAAAAGAAAGAGUUUGAUCAAUUUGAUUCAAAACUGAAGUCUCCUUCUCCCUUGCAGAACAAGCUGCUUCAUGCUAAAGAUACUAGAAACCAAGAAAGUGAGAACACCAGGGUAUCUGAAAUAAGCAAGAGAGAUCCAAGAUUGAAAAAACAUCUUCUAGAGAAGCCAGAUGGUAAAGAUGAUGAUCUGAAAGAAAAGAGGAGAUGCAUGGAGAGAAAAGACAAAGAAGAGCAUAGACCAGUCAGUGGUAGAACCAAAAUAAUUAAUGGCAUUGUCCAAAAGCAAGAUCCCAAUACUGAAGAGUCAGAGAAACAGGUUGGAAAGCUAGGAAGGUCGGGUACCAGGAAAAGGUCACGUUCCCCUAGAUCUCGGUCACCAUCUUCCCAUUCUCCAAAACGAAGAGACAGGAGGUCACCCAAAAGACGGCUCAGGAGUCUCUCUCCUGGACCUAAAACUGCAAAGUCUCGGGCGUCGGGACCAAAGCAAUCCCACGCAGAGGACUUUGGGCAGGCAAUACGGGAAGAAAGGAGCUCUAACAAAAGGAAGCAGGAAGUGAGAGAUUCAAGGAGGCCGAAGAAAACUCAUGAAGACCGACCGCAGGAAGGAAUGAACUUGCAUUCUUCAAAAGCAAACUCGGAACCUAAGGAGAAUGUGGAGAACUGGUCAAGUUCCAAGUCAAAUAAAAGGUGGAAAUCUGGUUGGCAAGAAAAUAAAAAGUAAGUUGGCAUUUAUGAGGCAAAUUUAAUUUGCCAUCGUAGGUAUAGAUCUGAAGUUACUGCCAAAGAAUAACCGUGUUGGUAUGAUGCUAAAGCAAAAGUGAAAUAGUUGUUUUUAUCACACUAUGUUGGGAGAUUGUGUCAAGUUAACAUUCUUGCUUCUGUGGAUUUCAGCCCCCAGCCAACUGAAGAACACCAAGGACUUUCUAAAUCACCUCAUCAGAGGCACAGGGACACCUGGGCAACCAGUAGUAAAGGAGUUACAUCACCUCGCACACCAAAGCAGCAACAUAGAUUAAGUGUGGAUGCGAAUUUGCAGAUUCCGAAAGAACUGGACUUGGCGAACAAGAGAGAGUUACUUAAGAAGGUAACAUGUAUUAACUUUUUAUAGAUUCACAUAUUCUUUCCUAACAGCCUUCCAAAUUUAACUCUUUAACGUUUUCUCUUGUCACAGGCUAAUGAACAACUGUCAUCUGGAGAAAUAACGCAAGAUGAGUUUCUUGUUCUGUGCCAUCAGAUUCGCCAAAUUAUCCAGUAUCAGGAAGGAAAACACAGGUGCAAUGUUUGGGAUAGUCCCACAGGUGAAAAGGGAAUUUCGAAAAAGAAGCCCCUGUUGUCUGAUGCAGAUUUAAUAUAUCAUGAGCAUAAAGCUAAGCUAAAAAGAACGCAAGUUCAGCAUUCAUUUCCGAGACUCAACAUGAUGGAUCCUGAAGAUAUUUUACUUGAGAGACACUUGAAUGAGACAUUUCUUUCUGGAAUGGAUUGCGAACAAACAAAAAGCAAAUCGGGGAGUCAAUUCAGUGAAAGAUCAAGGCGGCAUUCCCCUGUUGGUAGUAACAGACCAUAUUCUGAAAAUUCACCUCAUGACAGCCGGAGAAGACACGAUGAGUCCAACUCCUCCAAAGGUACAAGGAGCUUCAGGGAAAAUACCUCCAUUAUCUGUAUUAUAGUUAGGGAAAAUCAAGAGACUGUAAAUAUUUUCUUGGUUUUCAGUAGAAGUGCAGCAAAAAUAUACUGGAGUUUUCAGGUUUGAUAAUUUUGGGGAAAUACUUCUCACAGUGCUGUAGAUUUGCUUUGUAUACUACGCUUUCUAUACUAUACUACUGCCUUCAGGCAGUAACAGUGCUGUUUUGUUUUGUUUUAAAGGUAUUCGAGAUGAGCGGAGGUCUCCAUUCAAUGAACAUUAUAAGAGAGCAAGAUACGAAGAACCAGAAAAACAAUUUACUGAGAAUACAGGAUCACGAUUUGGGGUUUCGGAUGGAAAGCAAAGAUUUAGUUCACUGAUGGAGGAAAGAUCUCAUUUUGAGGGCUCCCCUAGACAUCCUGGAACAAGGGCAGGUGGAGAUGGACAAGGAACUCACUUUGAAGGGCUGGCUAAUGCAAGUUCUAGAAUUGAAGCACCACAACCACAGACUAAUUUAAGGUUUGAGGGAUCCCUAGGCCAGCCAGCAUCUCAGUUUGACGGGCCCCCAGGACAAUCUGGAGGAAAAGGUUCUAUGUUCGAUGGACCAGCACAGAUGGGUGGUGGUCCCUUGAGGUUUGAAGGGCCCUCAGGGCAAGUUGGUGCAGGGACUGCUAUACGGUUUGAGAAUCCUAUGGGACAGCCAGGGGGAGCGUUGAGAUUUGAGGGGCCCACAGGCCAGUCGAUGAGUGGUAUAAGAUUUGAAGGGACCCAUGGUCAGCCCUCAGGUGGGAUAAGGUUUGAAGGACCUCAUGGCCAGCCAUCUGCUGGGAUUAGGUUUGAGGGACCACAUGGUCAGUCAUCUGGGAUCAGGUUCGAGGGACCACACGAUCAGCCUUCAGGUACUAUGAGGUUUGAUGGCCAGCCUUCCGGUGGAAUGAGGUUUGAAGGUCCACAUGGCCAGCCUUCAAGUGGGAUAAGGUUUGAAGGGCCUCAUGACCGUCCUGUGGGGCCUCAUGGUCCCCCAGGAGGUGGAAUGAGGUUUGAAGGCCCCCAUGGCCAACCUAUGGGGCCUCAUGGUCAGCCAGCGGCUGGCAUGCGAUUUGAAGGACCUCAUAUGCAGCCAAUGGGACCUCUUGGCCAGCCAGGAGGCAAUUUGCGCUUUGAAGGUCCACAUGGACAGCCUAUGGGUCCGCAUGGGCAGCCAGCAAGAUUUGAAGGUCCUCAUGGACAGCCUAUGGGGCCACAUGGGCAGCCUUUAGGGCCACAUGGUCAACCAGGUGUUGGUCCCAGAUUUGAGGGGCCUCAUGGUCAGUCUGGGAUUGGUCCCAGGUUUGAGGGGCCUUCAGGCCAGGCUGGAGGUGGACUUAGGUUUGAAGGACCUAUUAACCAAACAGGGCCAAGGUUUGAUGGCUGUCAUUCAAGAUUUGAUGGUCAACCUGGUCAGCCAUCACUUAUGCAAAGACUGGAUGGAUUACAUGUGCAACCUGGUCCAAGGUUUGAAAUGGGCCCUGCUCAGCAGACACAACCUCGGUUUGAUGGUCCUCCGGGUCAGCAGAUACCCCCAAGAUUUGAUGCACCAAUACCUCAACGGUUUGAAGAUCCUAAACACCAGCAGGCAACACGAUUUGAUAUUCCUCUUGGUCAUCAAGGUCAAAGAAUUGAAAAUGUAGCUAAUCAUCCUGCCUCAAGACUCGAAACACCACCUUAUGGACAAACUGGCCCUUACAAUGAACCUCCCAAUCAGCCACCCUAUAAUGCGCCAUCACAAGGAAUGCAAUUCCAGAGAACUGAGCAAAUAUUUGAUAACCCGCAAGGACCAAACUUCAAUGGGUCACCUGGUUCUGGAGCACAGAACUUUCCUAACACUAUUAACAGGGCACCUGGACCUUACUAUGAUGACAAGAACCUUCAGUAUGGAAAUUUCAGUGGUAUGACGGGAAAUGUUCAGCAGCCUCAGCAGGUAAGGGGCUUUCAAGACUUAAAUUGAUCUUAUACUUGUUCAUAUAUAAUAUGCUUGUUCUUUUCUGCAUGUUCAGUAACAGGAGAGUGUUUCAUGUAUAUGUGUGUGUAGAUAUAGAUAUUUGUUCAUGGCAGGUAGGGCUAAGUUAGGGUUGCCAUAUUUUAGAAGGUGAAAAUGUGGACUCAAAAGUUUGGGGGGGGGGGUUGCGGGGGGGAGUUGAGUUUUUGUUGUUUUUGGCCAAAGUUAUUGAGAGAGAGAGUGUGUGUGUAAGGGGGGAAAUCAAAUAAUGAUAGUCAAAUUAGUUAUUAUUACAUGUAUAUCUUACGUUUCCUGUAAGGAGCUAUGGGUGGCAUAAUCCCCCUUGCCAUUUUAUCCUCACAAGCAACUCUUGCCUGACACUUAGGCUCAGCUUAACUUAAGUCACCCAGUGAUCUUCAUAGCAGACUGGGAAUUUGAAUCAUGGUCUCCCGUGCCCUAGUCCAACACUCUUAAGCACCAGCGUGCUUGUAUAGCUCUUGGAAUUUGAGGUACUUCUUGGAAGCACAACGAAAGCCAAUAUUUUGCUAACAUAUUUAACAAUAUGUAUAUGAUAACAUAUACAAUAUAUGUAUAUAAUAGAAUAUACCACUUAAUAGAAAAACCUGUUAAAUGGUUUACAUAAAAUAGUACAAAGUUUUAAUUAAAAAUACAGAUCAAAUCAAACUUUAAAAAUAAGUAGAUGUACUAAAAUUUACCAAAUAAAGAUAAAAUGAGCAGUUUUGAAAGAAAUACUUAAUAUUAAUAUAGAUGGAGCACUUUGUCCCAGAAAGUGGGUUGAUUUAAUCUGGUUUUAGUAUUAAUGCUUAAAGUUUUAUUUUUAUACUGUUCACUUCAUUGAUAUUUUACUUCUGUAAAAUAGAGUCGUGCUGUGUUGUAACUAAAUGCAAAACCAAACACCAUUCAUUGAUUUGGAAUUUAACAGUGAAAUAGCUGAAUAUUCUGACUAAAACAGCAUUUGCCUCUUGGCAGGUUCCUGUUAUGUCGGUAGCAUCUACUCAACCUGUACCUUACAAUCCAGGGCAGCCUCUCUUAGCAGCUCAUGCACAAAAUCCUGGAAGCUUUGUCCAAAAUCAACCAGGUCAGUAUUUAAAGGGUGAGUUGUUGUUUUUUGUCCUUUUGCUAAAACGUUUAUCAGCUGCCAACGAGGCAGCUGUGGAGAACCUUUGACAUUCCAGAUGUUCCUGAACUACAGCUCUCAUCAUUCCUGACCAUUGGCCAUGCUUGCCGGGGCUAAUGAAUGCUGUAGUCCACCAAUAUCUGGAGAGCCAAAUAAAGGAGAUUUUGCAUCAAUCCUGAACAAACCUCAGAUUUGCCAGGGCUACUUCCCUAUUUACUAUAACCCCAAAGUUACUCAACUGGAGCCAUGUCAAAAUAAUGGUUGGAGUUGAGGAGGGGGAACCAGGUGCAGAACAGUUGCCACUUGGUUAGGGAAUGUUACCUACUGUAUCUCAUGAGCUAUAUCCUGAAAUAAAAGAUAAGGAAAGGGAACGUAAAAUGUUUUGGACUGUGAACCAUAUGAUCCUGUUUAAGUCUUAGAGCUAUUUGAAAGUAGUGUCAUUUUUUGUCCCAUUUUUAGGGAACGCUCCGCUUUCCUAUCCUGAUAAUCAUCUUGGACAACUUGAUGUAAAUGAAUUAUUCUCAAAACUACUUUCUACAGGGAUUCUCAAAGUUUUACAGACUGAUUCAACUUCAGCUCGUAAGUAUAACUUUUACCUUUUUGUUCUGUGAGGAAUAGUUAAAAUGUUAAAGGCUGUUAUGACAGAAGCUGGUAUGUAUGAUACUACAUAUGUUUUGUCUAAGCAUCUUGCAACAGUUAAUGGGUUUAAUAGCAGCUGCUGUUCAAAAUCAGCAGUAUUGACCUCCUCCUUUGCUACUCAGAACUGUCUAGAUUGAGAAAUAGAUCCAGUGCAUCCUGUUUUAAAGGCAUAUAAUUGGGAAUAGCUUUUGUGUUUUGCUUUUUAAAGUCAAGAUACAAAGUUGGAGGAAUUGAAAGAAGUUUGCCACGUGUGUUACUAAUAUAAAUAAUAAUUUAUUUGUACCCCCCACAUCUGACUGGGUUGUCCCAGCCACUCUGGGCAGCGUCCAGCAUAUAUAAAUACAUAGUAAAACAUUAAACCUUGAAGAGCUUCCCUGCCUUCAGAUUUUUCCUAAAUUUUAUAUAAUUACUAUCUCCUUAACAUCUGAUGGGAAGGCAUUCCACAGGGUGGGCGCCACUACUGAGAAGGCUGUCUGCCUGAUUCCCUGUAGCUUCACUUCUUGCAGUGUGGGAACUGCCAGAAGGCCGUCAGAGCUGGAUCUCAGUGUCCGGGCUGAGUGAUGGGGGUGGAGACUCUGAACCUUGCUAUAAUACAGGGAUGGAGAACCUCUGACUUGUGGGUCUGGUUAGGCCUGCCAGACCAUUUUAUCCCGGCCCCCCUGCUUGGCACCUGACGUCAGUUGAUAGUUCUGUGGAGCACUUUGCACUUCCCCGUCCCCUGUUAACAAUACAGUAAUCACUAGGGACAGAGAAGUACUGUCGUGUUUUAGACCUGCCUGCAUUAAUUUGACAACGAUGCAGUUUUGAAAGCACACGCUUUGGCCCAGUACUGACAACGUACCUCAUUUGUUUAGAAGUCAGUGAAGUUUCUGCCCAGCCAGCUCCAGAGGAGGAAGAGGAGGAUCAAGACCAGACUGAGGAUCAAGAUGUCCCAGACCUAACUAACUUCGUUAUAGAAGAACUAAAGCAGUAAGUAUAUUUGUUGGGGCGGGUGGGUAACACAGAAUGUACCUAGGCAUGUCAUGUUGACUUAAGUAAGCCAUUUAACAGUUUUAGAUCAAACUGUUGAUCUAACUUGAGUUUAACUGUGAAAGUCAAAUAAUUGCUGUUUUAAGGACAGUGAGAGUGCUAUAUUUAUGUGUGUGAUAAGUAUUAAAUAUAACUUUGGUAUGUCAAGCAUAUUAAUUAAAGAAUUCAGAAUUAACCACUGAUAGUAUCUUGGGAUUUAUAGGUCUCUGAUCUAGAUAAAAAGGUUUCAAGGUUUAUUGUGGGCCUUUUUAAAGUUGUGUGACAGCGUCUUGAUUCCUAAUGCAGUUCCAUAUACUGAAAGUGCUGACUGGCUUCUUCCUGACACAUUUAUUCUCUCAUUCAUGGAUGUGCAUAGCCUGCCUUGUUUUCAUGAGCUCCCAACCCCAGCUAAAUGAACAAGACCUCUAUUUCUUGGGUGGGAAAGGUGUUCCCAGUUUUUUCUUAACUUAGGUGGCAGAGUUCUUAGUCCUCCUGCCCUAGAGCCUGUUCCUUAGCAUGCAAGUUACUGAUUGGUGCUUGUUAAAUUAGAAAUUAUUUUAGCAAUCUUCCAACUUGAAAAGGUGUUUUGUCUUGUAUAUUUGCUUAACAGAAUUAUUUGAAGCUUGCAUGACUUUUUCUCCAUAAACUAAUUGCCAUAAUCUGCUGCUAACUAGUUUCUGACUUGUUUUCAGGCGUUAUGAUAGCAUUAUAAACCGGCUCUAUACUGGCAUUCAAUGUUACUCUUGUGGAAUGAGGUUCACCACUUCACAGACAGAUGUAUAUGCAGACCAUUUGGAUUGGCACUAUCGUCAGAACCGCACGGAAAAGGAUGUCAGCCGGAAAGUCACUCACAGAAGAUGGUACUACAGCUUAACAGUAAGUGACGGCUCAGUCUGUUUCACCUCAGGGUACAGAAUUAAUGUUAAAUUAAUUGCCUGCCCUGUUCCAAAGGAUUCAGGUGCAUAACAGUAAAACAAACUACCAAGAUUAUAUGCACUUAAAACAGCAUGAGCCUUCAAACACUAUCUUAAAUUCCCUCUCUGCUUCUGAAAGCUCAGCUUUCUGGAGGCACCGAGUUCCAUUUGGGCAGUGCCUCUGCCUCGAAAUGUCACCAGAUCCCUCACAAAUUGUAGUUUCGAUCCUUUUUAUAAACCUUCCCCUCUUAGAUCCUUGAGGGCACCUACUUCCUGUUUUAUAGUAGUUGGCUGCCUGUGUUCUGCCUCUGUAGCUUCCUGCUUGGCUUCACACACUUUUCUCCCUAUAUUGGCUAGUGUGGGAGCAGCGUCACAAGUUUGCCCUCUGGUGGUCAGAUGUCACAGUGUCCGCUUCUUAAAGUCUCGUGUUUGCAGAUGAGUUUUCAGGAACCUCUUUGCACUUGCAGGGGUUAAAUAUUAAAACAAAACAAAAAAUGAAAAUCUGAGAUUCCUGUGACUAAGGAAAUAGUCAUACAGAGAUAAAUAUUCUUCCCUUGCAUGCCUCAAUUAAUUGUGCACAGGUGUUGUACUACUGGUAGACUUUGGCAUAAACAAACGUGAGUGGGUGGAUUCUGACAUCUGUGCUGCACGUGAGAUUUAUGAAAAGCUUGUCACCGACGUGUUACUAGGUGAAUUGUGCACGCCCUUCAAGUUUAGCGUAUUGCUCAAGAAGCUCUAAUGGAUUGAGGAUUUUUAAAAUGGUGAUGGAUUAGUGGUUUUUUGUUUUCUUACAAGAGUAAGGAUUCGGAAGACUGUGCCCUAUAUGCUGUGAUCCGGAUCCUAAGAAACAGAACCAGAGAGGAUAAUUAAAGAUUUGUGCAGAACUGUAUUGUGGAAAGUUGAGUGAGCAGAGUAAAAGAUAGAACUCGUAGGAUCUUAAAUUGGCUUUGUCAAUAUUUUUUUUCUUUAGGACUGGAUAGAGUUCGAAGAAAUAGCUGAUUUAGAGGAACGUGCAAAGAGCCAGUUCUUUGAGAAGGUGCAUGAAGAAGUUGUGUUGAAAACACAAGAAGCUGCUAAGGAGAAGGAGUUUCAAAGUGUCCCUGCUGGCCCAGCUGGAGCAGAUGAGGUAAGCUGCCCUCGGUAAACUUGCUUCUUGGGACUGGCUUGACUCUGUAGAAAUCCUUACUUUUGUUCCUAACUAUAUUUCCAACAUUCUGCCUUAGAUAAAGAUAUGAAGUGUGCAAGUGUAUUUUAUUUUUAAAAAUCUACUGCGAAAGAUAGCUCUUUCUUUGUAGAUGCAGGUUUAUGGUAAGAAGGAUGAGUUGACAGCAAAGCUCUAUAAGCUAAAUGUGAAUUCACCCAAACUUCCUGAUCCCCACCCCCAGUUCUUGAGAAUCCCUUUUAAAACAUUCCUAUUUAUUCCUCUUAAGGUUGUAGCAGUAAUUUCAAAAGCAUGGCCACUAUGGGUUGAUACCACUUCAUACAUUUAAAGAGCAGAAUUUCGCAGUCUUAAUAUAUUGAUAAUAGCAGGACCCAGAAUUGUUGCAAUUAUACUGUACCUACCUUUUACUUGUCAUAACUUCUCUGGUGAACUGAGAGUAAAAGGACAAGUGCGCUGUUUAUGUAAAUACUGCUCUUUUAACUGCUUUCCUACAUUUCAGAGCUGUGAAAUCUGCCAGGAGCAAUUUGAGCAAUACUGGGAUGAGGAAGAGGAGGAGUGGCACCUAAAAAAUGCCAUUCGAGUAGACGAGAAGGUAAUGUUGAAUAUAUAUUUGGUGGCAGCACCGAGGAAAAACAAUGACUUUGACUACCAGGUUUUGGCUAAAUAAUCUUUCGUUUUGUGACUCAAUGAAUUUAUGACAGCGUAAGCUUUUGUGCAUCCGAUUAAAUGGACUAGUCCACUAAGCUUAUGCCACAAUAAAUUUGUUAGUCUUUCAUGUGCCCAAGACACACUCUUGCUUUUGCUGCAACAAACUAACAUAGCUGCCCCUCUAGAAAUGGUUAAAUGACUGCACUUUUAAAGCAAGCUGUGCCAAACACAGUAAAAUACAGUGGUACCUCAGGUUGUGAACUUAAUUCAUUCCGGAAGUCCUUUCUUAACUUAACAUUCCCUACAUAGGCUUCUCGCGACCUGGAAGCGGAUUGCAUUCGUAUGCACCUACUUCCGGGUUUGUGGAGUUCAUAACCUGAAGCGUUUGUAAGAAGGACUGUUCAUAACUCGAGGUACCACUGUAUUAGCAAAUGGAGGCCGAAGACUUGAGUUUGUGCAGAAGAACUAUAGAGUAUUGUGUACAGUGACUUUAGUGAAAUUUGUAAUUGUAUGAAAAAGAAAGUUGCAUUUGCUUUGCAGUGUAUUCUUCUAUGCCUUUUAAAGUAUGUAGAUAUUAAGAUUGAUUGUCUUCUCUCUCCAGAUAUACCAUCCGUCAUGCUACGAAGAUUAUCAAAAUGUAAGUGCAUUAUUUUCUGUAGGUUUAUGUAUCAGAUCUGCUAAAUGUGUUGGUUAGGUUAGUCUAUAGAUUGAAAAAAAUAGAAUGUUGUGUUUUAAAUGUGCUGUAAAGCACAUUCAUUCAUGAAAAGAGGAAGAUAUUCAGACAGGCAUCAUUAUUUCCAAAGUGUGGCAAAUAAUAAACCAGCUCUUCAAAAUAAUAUUACUUAAAAAUAACAAUAACAAUGAAUUUGGGUUUGAUGGCUUUAGGUUGCUUUUUAAAAACUUUUCCUUCUUGCUUGAGUUAGAUGUAUCAUCACAAAAAGCAUGCCUAUUGUGGAAGCAACAUUUUGCACCUGCCACUUUCAAAUCACGUUUUAAAAGCUACCAUUGAAAUGUUUUGGUAGUGCAAAUUAAUGUAUAUGGUGUUAAUUUUUACUUAUAGACCUCGUCAUUUGAUUCAACGCCAUCUCCUAGCAAGACACCUGUAGAGAACCCGCUAAAUAUUAUGUUGAAUAUUGUUAAGCAAGAAGUACAGGAUUCCUGUAACAGUCCCAAGGUAAAAGAAGAGCCUGAGGAUACGCCUGCUGAUGAUUGUAUGGAGGGGAGCUCACCCACAUUGGCCGAAAUUAAAACAGAGCCUGAGAAGGUUGAGUCAGUUUAAACUAAUUUUUUUCUAUUCCAGGGAAGAGCUGCUGUGUUCUAGCUGACUCUAGAAGUCAAAUAAUUUUUAUAUGAAUAAAGUGUUCACUUGGGGCAGGGCCCCAGCUGCUUAUUUGGUUAAUAAAUACAUUUUUGUAUUUGAAUUUCUUAUUGCCUGCACAGUGUCAGGUGUCUAUUGUGUGGAAGUUCUGUAGAAGGCAUACAAAAUUUAACAGGAAUAGACUGUAUAUGUAAGGAAAAUUGUAUGAUUUUUUCAUUUGUGGAAAUGUAAAUUAUAAAUAAAAGAUAUUUUUGCUAUCUAUGGAGUGUAAUGUUUAUGCACACCAUCCAAUAACAAUAAAAGUAUUUCGGUUUCGAACGUGUUUUAGAUGGAAUCGAACUUAGGCUUCAGUGUAAGCCUUGUGCUUAAUUAAAUUGACUUUUCAGUGGAAAUUGGAGAUGUGUUUUCUUCUUUCUUUUUUCUUGGUGUUGGAAGAAAGCUUGUUAAGGCGAAAACUGCUGUUCCAGAGGAUGUUCCUGCAAACAUUGGAUUGCUUUUCUUAACCUGCAUUCACAUCCAUAUGUUUAAAAUGAAAGCUUAGGAAGGAUACAUAACAAAAUAACGUUCUUGACUUCGGACACGUGCCAAGAUUUCACAGCAAAACCCAGGGUCAGCUUGGGAGCAAAAACAGAUUCAGAUUUUCCUAAUUUUUUCAAGUCAUCAAAUAUACAAGUGCGUAGUACAAACCAAACCAAUUUUCUUUGGAUUUUACAGAGGAAAAAAAAAACUAAUGUACGAUUGCUCGGUUGCAACAUGGUUAACAUUUUUUGUUGGUUUAUAACUUGGGUCUAGAUAGUAAAGAAUUGCCAUGAGAUGUUAAUAUUUAUUUCGUGUAAUAAAUUAGAAUGAAGCAUA
Podarcis lilfordi (Lilford's wall lizard) is the source of this 20761-nucleotide messenger RNA. The record is from the annotation of a GenBank genome assembly. Lineage: Eukaryota; Metazoa; Chordata; Lepidosauria; Squamata; Lacertidae.